Messenger RNA from Racocetra fulgida, 798 nucleotides. NCBI's taxonomy places the organism in Eukaryota, Fungi, Glomeromycota, Glomeromycetes, Diversisporales, Gigasporaceae. The record is from the annotation of a GenBank genome assembly.
AUGUCGUCUCAAAACAAACAUGUUAUUUGCAUUACUUCCUGUGACCGCUAUUUGGGAAAUGGAAUUGCUCACUGCUUGCUUCAUGAAAGAAAGAAGAGAGGUCACAAGUAUCAUGUACGCGUUCUCGCACGUGAUACCUCUAAUAUGGAUGAAUUUAAAAAACUCGGUGCUGAGGUUGUUCAAAUUGAUUAUAGUAAAACCGAGACAAUUGAACAUGCUUUAACCGAUUCUCUAUGGGUAAUUUGGAUUCCCGAGUCGGAUAACGACCUUCUUCACAUGGCUAAAACUUUUGCUGAUGCUGCUAAAAAAGCUCGUGUAAGCAACUUGCUCUUUUGUUCAAUACUUGGUGCUGAUGAUGCCGAUGAAAAAUGUCUUCGCGAAUUCAGGGAUAUGGAAAAAAAAGCCGAAGCUGCUAAAAAUCAACUUGCCCUUCCAAUUAGGCGCGACAGUCGCAUGGCACCAAUUCAUCUUAACGAUGUUUAUUGCACAAUCCACUGCAUCAUUUAUGACGAACAUGAUCAACUUCGUAAUGAAAUGGAUAAAAAUCAUCACAAAAGACAUUAUACUCUUACCGGUCCGGAAUCUAUCUCCGCUAGCACUCUCAUGGCUAUGAUGAAUAUAGUCACCGACGCAAACGUUGAAUUUACGGAAAUUAAACGCAAAGAGUGUGAAGAAUAUUUGAAAUCAUGUAAAGAUGAAAAAAUGAUCGGACUUACCAAACUUGGCGAUCAAGAAGGCCGCGAAGACUUGUUCCCUAAUCCGCCAUGUCCUAACCAAACUGAAAUCUUGAUUCUGUAA